AUGAAUCCAAAAACUUGUGAGGAAAUAUCUGGUAAUGAAAUUAUGGAAUGCGAAGCAGAGCAUUACUUUAACAACUUGGACACAUCAAAAGCUUAUGGCCCUGACGGGAUACCACCACGUCUACUUAAAGAAUGCUCUAAGGAGAUAUCAUCAAGCCUCUGCAGUUUGUUCAACAAAUCAAUAGAAACAAGUGGCGUUCCAAGUGUGGAAGAAAGCAAACGUUAUAUCAAGACAGCAGAGAGUUGUUAUCGAGGGUACAGCAUCUUCAUAGUCUCCUGUUACAUAUGGUGUACCACAAGGUAGCAUUCUGGAACAAUUACUUUUCGUAAUUUUCAUAUAUAAUUAUUAUCUUCCCGACAGUGUGUCAUCGAGUACAAACUCCGCAUUGUAUGCAGAUAACUCAAAAUUAUACAGUGAAAUAAGAUCAGUAGACAACUGCCAGUCCUAACAAGAAGACUUGACCAUGCUGGAAAAAUGGAGUACUAAAUCGAGGAUGAAAUUCAACACUCCUGUGUUGUGUGCAAGGUGUUGACGGUUACAAGAAAACGGAAUCCUGAUGAAAAAACGUGGAGAACUUUCUUAUGUGGAACGGUUAAAAAAAACUUAAUCUAAUCCCGCUUGUGUAUGAUAGAGAACAGAAAGAUCUGAUCUUUUAUUAUAAAUGCAAGAACAAUAUGAUAGACCUAGACGUGGAACAAUAUGUUGAAACUACGACAAGCAUAGCCUGCCCUCAAAAAUCCUGCCCGUUGCAAAUCAGGCCCCCCCCCAUAAAAAUGAGGGCCUGCCACGCAGGCUACGACAAGCAGGACAUGCGCGGGAACGUCUCAGUCUUUAAGAUCACAAGCGUGUAAGAUUAGCACAUUCCAAAAUUCCUACUUUGUCAGGAUUGUAAAUCAGUGGAGCUAUGUAUGUAAAACUGCUCCUUCGAACAGCUACAACACUCUCUCCUCCUUCAAAACAUACCUCCACAAGACCUACCUCCAACUUACUGCGACUGUUUACACUCCUGACUUACCUAGCUCACACUCAUUGAUCACGACUGAAUAAUAUCUUCCAUAUCAGUCGUUCUCUUCUCCUUUCUCUUAAUCUACUGUACUUCUUGCUUUCCCUCCACAUCUUUUUUUCUAUUUUAUUUAAUGUGUUGUUUUGUCUGUACUGUCCUGACUAAUUAAUGGUGAGCACCAUGCAUGGGACCUAGACUAAUUAAUGGUGAGCACCAUGCAUGGGACCUAGACUAAUUAAUGGUGAGCACCAUGCAUGGGACCUAGACUAAUUAAUGGUGAGCACCAUGCAUGGGACCUAGUCUCGUUUGUGCUUCUCCAUCUUUGGCACGUUUUUACAUGUUGUUAUUCUUGUCUUAGUAUGUGCUAGACUGUAGUUAUGUACAGUAAUGUGUGGCUAUUUGCAUGCGUGCCAAGUAAAUAUGUUAAAUUAGGUUAAAGAUUAGUCUAAUCUCUAAUCUGUGGUAUUGAUAUAUGCAUUAGUUUCAUGCGUGAUAGAAAUGUAAUACUGCACAAUACGCUGUCAAGGUACACUGCAAUUCAAAUGUGUACAAAACAAUUUAGAUUUAUUAAGACCUUGAGAAAUAAGGACUGUUGCUGACAGAGUCGUUAGUGUGUGCAUCUUUCAUUUAUGUGAUGGGAUUGAUUCCUGCAAUAUGCAGUUGUCUGAUUGUACUUUAAUUAUAAUCAGAAUUUAUUUCACCUCAGUCACAUGUGAGAAGAAUGCUUCCAGUUUAACUCUACCAAACACAACAGGUCUUCUCUGCAGAUACUCAGGUUUAAUUUCCUCCUGUUGUAACACUGUACUGGUAAAUGAUUACUUUUAUGGACUUCCAGUGAGAACAGUUUGAAUGAUAGAUCUAUCUGGCAUAAGAAGUUAUUAAGUUAGUUUAGGUUAGGUUUUAUCCUGUAGUACACACGUAAAAACGCACAAGUUGUAACAAACCUGCCGCAGACUUGUAGCAAUGCUGUUCCAACAAAUUGUCAACAGGAUGUGUUCGCAUUGCUUGUUCCCAGCUUGUUGACAAGUUGUCAACUUGCUACAAGAUUGCUGAGCUCAACAGACUUGUUACAAGUUUGUUCCAACAAUUUGUUAUCGUCCUGCAAUUCAACAACUUGUCAACAGUUGUGAGUGACAACCUUGUAGCAACAUGAUAAAAUAACAGCAUUGUUACAACUUGUUGGCAAGCUUGCCACAAGCCUGUUGCGAACACAUCUUGUUGACAAGUUGUGAGAUUUUUACGUGUGUAGGAGCUAUCCAGUUUAAAUGAAGUUAGUUUAGUUUAGGUUUCCUCUUGUAGUAACACUGGAUGAAUAAGAAAUGAUCCUUACUGGAUCUCUAUAGGAAGAACAGUUUAGAACUGAUAGAGCUAUCGAGUUUAAAUAAACUUAGUUCAGUUUAUAGAUCACUCAGCUAAAUAAAAUCCUGAGCUGUAUAUUAACGAGCCAUAAAUCACUUUUUCUCCUGAAGGACAUGGCAGUCAAAGCCAGGUGAGGUUGGUGAUGCUGUCAAAGCAGCGAUCAGAGCAGGGUACAAGCACAUUGACUGUGCUCAUUUCUACGGUAAUGAAGCUGAGGUCGGACAAGCUCUUACCGAGAUCUUGAAUGAACUUGGAAUGAACCGAGAGGACGUCUUUAUUACGUCAAAACUAUGGUAUGGAAUAUCUUUUUAAUUGCUAUCAUAAAUACAUUUUGAAGCCAUACAGUACACACAAGUACACACAAUUGGGAAUGGAUUUUGUUUAUGAAAUCAAUAAUAUUUAUUCCUAGUACCAAUAAUAUAUCAGUCUCCCUUCUACAUGAUCCCAAUUUGGAGAAAUCUCCUGCAUACUGUAUACUUGCAAAGUACAUAGUUUUAUCUCCAACAACAAAGCCUUGGGAGUCUUUCUAAUGUCUGUCUAUAAAUUAAAUCCAGCCUCUUCCCUAACCUGGGAAUGAGGUCGCAUUCAGAAAGGAUGAAUAGGAUGAUCAGACAUUACAUUACAUUACAUUAUUAUUCAUCUCACUCCGCAUUGGGGCUUUUCAGUGACCGAUUAUAUCGAGUAUGAAUAGGAGACAUUUCUCAGGUUUGAAUGUCGUGGGCUAAUUGAAUUUCCCAAUUUCAUUAAAUUGCUGGAAUUUGUUGCUUCUAGCUAACACCCUGUGAUAUAAUGUUUUUGACCGAUUGUUGAGAUAAUUUAAGAAUUAUUUCCAUGUAUUAAAGGUGUAACAGCCAUGCAAGAGAGGAUGUCAUCGCUGCCUGCCAAACAACUGUGAAAAAUUUGCAAGUUGAAUACUUGGAUUUAUAUUUGGUAAUUAAUUUGACUUUGAAUUUUAUAGUGGAUAGCUCUAACAGUUCUAACCUGUUGAUGAUCAUUCAGUAGUGUUUAUCCUAUAUAGAUCCAGUGCUACAACAAGAUCAGAUCUAAACUAAGCUGCCUUUACAGUAUUUAUACUGAUAACUCUAUCAGUCUAAACAUGUUCUCCCUAGAGUUCCAGUAAGAAUCAUCUCUUAUUGAAUUCAUCCAGUGUUACUACAGGAAGAAACCUAUACUAAACUAACUUUAUUUAAACUGGAACACUGAAUUGCCCUAUCAAUUCUCAACUAAUCUCUCUAUAGUAAGUUAAAAUGCGUAUUUACUGAAAUGAGCAAACGGGUAAGGCUUCGUCCACACUAAACCAUUCUCUACCGUCCUGUUGCUACUAGAUAGCUCUAUCAGUUCUAAACUGUUCUAUCUAGAUGUCCGGUAAGGAUCAUCCUUUAUUGAUCCAGUGUUAGUACAGAAGGAAACCUAAAAUAAACUAAUUGAAAGCUGGUCUCCCUAGAGGUAAAUAUAUCGCCAUACAAGCGUACAAAGAAUUUUUGUAAAGUAAUUAUGUAUUUCUUUCUUUCUUAUAGAUACAUUGUCCGUAUUCAUUCGCAAAGGGCAUGGUUUUCCCAAGGAAACCAGAACAUCGUAAAGAUAUACUUGGAUAUGAUAAAAGACGAAUGAGUGAGACCUGGAAGGUAAAGAAAAACCCCGCACAUAAGAACCUAGAAUUUAAGAACCUGUUAGGCUAAAAUAUUUUAUUUAGACCCCCUUUAAAUAAGAACCUAUUCAGGCCAGAAUUUCAACACAGAUUUCUUAUAUUAUCAAAUAGAGUCAAAAUUAAGUUAUAAGUUACAAUCAGUGUAGCUUUAAAGUGCAUGUAGGGUUGGUAUAGUGCACACACUGUCAUUUUUUAGAUCAUUUGUGCAUAAUUUACAUAAAUCAUAUACCAUACCUUCCUAAAAUGAGUCCUUUCUCUUAAGAAAAUAAGAACCUAUUUAAGAACUUGUUUAGUAUAAUUUCCUGGUAAGCACCAUUUAGAUAAGAAUUAACCUGUUUAGGCUAACUUGGAAAAGCUAGGUUCUUAUAUGCGAGGUUUUAUUGUGCUCAAUUGAAAAUUAGGACGUUCCAGCGUUGGCUGCUACGAUGAAUAAUAUACACAACUUUGUCUUUGUGGAAAAUUUCUCGAAAGUCACUCAAUCUAAACGUAGCAGGAGAAAGGCUGUCGCCGUUUCUUGCAAGCCUCAGCCAAACGAGGAAGAGGGUUGAUAAGUAUAGGUUAUUUUGAGGCAACGAGGGGAUAUGUGAUUUAUUCACCGAGGCGCGCAGCGCUGAGGUGAACAAACACAUAUCCCCGAGGUGCCUCAAAAUAACGUACUUAUUUUUCACAUUGCGAGGUCGCGUUAAUGAGUCAGAAUAGAAAUAAUUCUUAAUGCCAUAUUGCCUUCGUGAUGUUGUUUUUUUCUCAUUUUUUGUGCUGCAAAGACAUUGCAAGUGAAUAUUAGAGGGGAUUAUUAGAGGGAAAUUGAUUAGAGGGGAUUAUUGAAUAUAAUCCCCGAUAAGAACAAAGGAAACCGAGCAAGGUGAAAAAUAAGAGUUGCAAAUCUUGUUCGCCUUUGACCGCCAACUCUCAUCGACUAUCAUCAACUUUAAACUGGUUCAAAUUUUGAUGAGAGUUUUUGUUGAAGGCUCACUAUACCCCUCCGCAAAAUUCAUUCAAGUCAAAAUAUUUGGUCUUUUUGCAAGUCACGAAAAAUCGGAAAAACGUUUUGAUAUUCACGAAAAGAACACGAUUCACCCCAAAAUAUUCAUAGAUUAAUAUUACUGCCAUGAAUCAAAUUAUGCAUGAGUAUGCUUUUGAUACAGCAAGAUUUUUAAGUUGUUUUUCAGGGAAUGGAAGAAUUGGUUCAUAAAGGACUUUGUAAGGCAAUUGGAGUUUCCAAUUUUUCAUCAACCAAAGUGGCCGCACUUUUGGAAACAGCCGAAAUUGUUCCUGCCACUGACCAAGGUGAUGACUUGCUCCUAUCUACUAUCGAGGUGUUGAUGCUGCAGUUGUUAGUGCAUCUUAUGCAAUAUGUACACGCGUAAAAUUCUCACAUCUUGUAGCAAGUCUGUCAACAAGCCGUCAACGAGUUGUGUUCGCACUGCUUGUCCCAAGUUGUCAACAAGUUUGGAACAAGCUGUUAACAUCUUGUGACAACCUUGUUGAUAUUAUCAGACUUGUUGCAAGGUUGUUCUAACAACUCCAAUACAGUCAUGAUAUAACAAUAUUGUUACAAACUUGCGUCCUCAACCUUUUGACAUUCUUGUUAUAUCGUGACUGUAUCAGACUUGUUAGAACAACCUUGUAACAAGUCUGAUAAUCCCAUCAACCUUGUAACAAGUUGGAAACAGCUUGUUCCAAACUUGUUACAACAACUAGGAACAAGGAGCAGUGCGAACACCAACAGUUUGUGAACAGAUCUGUAACAACUUGUGCGUUUUUACGUGUGUAUAGUUGUCUAUAGCUAUUAAUAGUUUCACUCCAGUCACGGUGAGGAGAGUGAUACCGUGGCAUCAGAGCACGAGACAAAAUAGCCUGGGUACGAGGUUGGAGUGAUACAAGUUUAACUCUACCAAACACGGCCGUUUUCUCUGGGUACUCGGUUUCUCUUGGUACUCGGUUUCGUCCUGUAGCACUGGAUCAACACGAGAUGAUCCUCACUGGACCUCUAGAGAGAACAGUUUAGAAUUGAUAGAAUUAUCCAGUAUACAUUUAAGUUAGUUUAGUUUGGAUUUCCUCCUCUGGUAACACUGGAUCAAUAAGAGAUGAUUCUCACUGCACCUCUAGAGAGAACAGUUUAGAAUUGAUAGAAUUGUUCAGUAUAAAUAAAGUCAGUUUAGUUUUGGUUUCCUCCUGUACUGGGCCUCAAGGAGAACAGUUUAGAACAGAUUUACUGUUAGUCAGAGCUAUCCAGUAUAAAUGAAGUUAGUUUAGUUUAGGUUCCCUACUGUAGUAACACUGGAUAAAUAACAGAUGAUUGUUACUGGACAUCUAGAGAGAACAAUUUAGAACUGAUAGAGCUGUCCAGUAUCAAUAAAGUUAGUUUAGUUUAGGCCAUUGGAUCAAUAGGGGAAUAACAUUGAGGCAGUUCAGAUACAAAUCACGGCACUGUUACCUACAAUGGACCCCAUACGUUUGAGGUUCAGUAAACAAACCUGUGUUGGGCUAGUUCAGUUUAGAUUUUUUUGUGUAGCAGCAAGGCGGUAGAGAACGGACAAGUGUGGACGAAGCCUUACUUGAUUGCUCAUGUGAAUUUCAGUAAAUACGCAUUUUAACUUCUUUGUGUAUUUUUUCAGUUGAACUUCACCCAUUCUUGCCUCAGCCUGGACUAAAGAAAUUUUGCGAGGAAAAUGGUUUGUUUAUGCAUGUGUUUUUUUAUGCAUUUGUUUAUGCAAGUGUUUGAUAAUCAAUCUUGAGUGUUUACAUAAUAUUGGGUGUUUGAUAAUCAACCCUUGAUUGUGUAGAUAAUCUUAAGUGUUUGAUAAUCAAUCUUGAGUGUUUACAUAAUAUUGGGUGUUUGAUAAUCAACCCUUGAUUGUGUAGAUAAUCUUAAGUGUUUGAUAAUCAAUCUUGAGUGUUUACAUAAAAUCUUAAGGUGGCUCGAUACAGUUUUCAAAAAUUCAGGUGUUCAACACUUUGACAUGUUGAAACUACGCAUUUUUAGGAUUUAUUCAGCAGAUAUUGGGGUUUUUAUAUAUUUUGAUUUCUCUACUUUCAAAUUAUAUUAGUUUUAGUAACAGAUAGUUCGUUGCUAUGACGACAUACGAGUACGAAAUUCACUCCAAAAUGGCCUAUCGUCUCGUAUAGUUGGAAAAAAAGCAUGGUGACCCCCAAUUUUUUUUCGUGCAUUAUUUUACUUGGACGAAAAGCUAACAAUUACCAAAAUAUAAAAAAAUUCUGUAAUGCCAUUUUUUUGGAAAAUGCGAAAAUGUCAUAUUCUUCGGUAAAAUUUUUUUGGCAUUACAGAAUUUUUUUAUUUUUUGUAUAAUGAAAGUUUUUAGCGGUGCAAUACAGCAUGCGAAAUUUGAACAUAGGUCACCAGACAAAAUAAAGAGAUAUAGCGCAUUGUUUUUCUAAAAUGGAAAAUUCUAAUGACGUCAGCAAUUGACAUAAAACGCUAUAUAACACGGACAAUGGCGUGAUAUGGCGCCAGCAACUGCUCACGUCAGGUCAUUGUGGAAGUAUUUUUCAUUUUGUUAAUCAAUUUCCGCGACCUGCGCGUAAAAACGGUUACCCGGUUUUGAGUUCGCGAUUCUUGAGCAGGGUUUUUGUGAUAACUAUAUCGAGCCACCUUAAGUGUUUCAUAUAACUACACUGCAGAAAACGCCCAGCCUGCAACAAUGUUGAUGAAAACAAGCUUGAACAAUAUUUUGCUGCCCAUAUUGUUCCUGGUUGUUAACAAUAUUGUUCAGCAUUGUUCAGCCUGAACACAAUAUUGUUAACAACUAGAAACAAUAUGGGCAGCAAAAUAUUGUUCAGGCCUGUUUUCAACAACGUUGCAGGCUGGGCGUUUUUUGCAGUGUAGUGGUAUACGUGGUAUUCCAAAUGACGCGUUCUGCGUCGAGAUAAAUUUCAGUUGAACAAUAUCAAAGUAUUCAACUGUGUAAUCAUCAUUUGAAUAUGCAAAAGUUGCUCAAAGAACAAUUAGUGUCCACACAGUUGACUCGCUUUAAAUUACAAAAUAUAUAAAAUUUAUUUAAUGCUCCAUGCUACAUGUUCUGAUUCAACUGAAAUUUAUUCCGGCGCAAUUCCGACGCAGAACGCGUCAUUUGGAUGCGCAGUCCAGAUUCUGAAUGUUCCAUUUGCUUACUGUAACAAGCAAAAGAAAUUUGAGCGAACAUCUACACACGUAAAAAUCUCACAACUUGUCAACAAGAUGUGUUCGCAACAGGCUUGCAACAAACUUGUCAACAAGUUCUAACAAUGUUGUUAUUUUAUCAAGUUGCUACAGGAUUGUCACUCACAACUUGUUGACAAGUUGUUGAAUUGCAGGACGAUAACAAGUUGUUGGAACAACUUGUAACAAGUCCGUUGAGCUCAACAACCUUGUAGCAAGUUGUCAACAAGCCGUUGACAACUUGUCAACAAGCUGGGAACAAGCAGUGUGAACACAUCCUGUUGACAAGUUGUUGAAACAGCAUUGCUACAAAUCUGCUGCAGGUUUGUUACAACUUGUGCGUUUUUACGUGUGUACAAGUUGACGCUGUUUAUUUUUGCAGGAAUUAUCAUAACCGCGUUUUCUUCUCUGGGUUCCGCUGGCCGGCCUAGAUAUGGCGAAGCUGAUCCUGUUCUUAUGGAUGAACCGCUGAUCAAAGAAAUUGCUGCGAAACGUAAUUGUAGCCCUGCACAGGUUUGUUUACUAAAUAUCAAACGUAUUGGGUCCAGUGUAGGUAGUAGUGCCGCGUGGUAUGUAUCUGAACUACCUCAAUGUUAUUCCCCUAUUGAUAUGAUCCAGUGACCAGUGUUACUACAGGAAGAAACCUAAACUAAACUAACUUUAUUUAUACAUGGGUCGUUCUAUCAGUUUUAAACUGUUCUCCCUAGACACAGAAUAGGAAGUUAUACCAGAAGCGUAACUCUAGUCGUUUCCCUUAUUGUUUGACGUCCACGAAUAUUUUUAACUCGCUCACGUCAGGCCACGCCAUCCUGGCUAGUACAGCCGGAAGUUUUUAUCAGGAUUUGGUAGGUACAAAGUGCCGGUUGUACUAGCCAGGAUGGCGUGAUUGAUGACGAAUCGCUUGUAAAAACGCGGACAAAUAUUUGCUCGAGUUACGCUUCUGGUAUAACUUCCUAUUCUGUGCCCUAGAGGUCCAGUAAUUAUCAUUGAUCCAGUGUUAAGCCGGUUUUCCGUUAGGCGGAAUUUUGCGCGCGGAGCAGAAAUUUUUUUGUCUUGUGAUUUCUCAGGUGGAACUAUAAUUAGAAAAGACAAAGAGAAAUUCUGCUCCGCGAACAAAAUUCUGCCUAAUGGAAAGCGGCUUUACUGCAGGAGAAAACCUAAACUAACAACUUUAGUUAUACUGUAUAGCUCUAUCAGUUCUAAGCUGUUCUCGGGACAUUUUCAUAACUCGCGUUUAUCAUUUUUUAGGUGUUACUAGCCUGGGGGGUGAACUAUGGCUGUCCUGUUCUACCAAAGUCGGUCAACGAAGGCCGUAUUAAACAAAACCUAGAAACAUACAACGUGAAACUGGAGAAAAAAGACAUGACUGCUUUGGCGAAUAUUGGCAAGAAAUUUAGAUAUUUACCGAUGGAGGUGUUCUACCUUGAUGGAGACACCCAGGAAAGCUUCUGGGACGGGGAGCAGUGA
Molecule: messenger RNA, 9636 nt
Organism: Paramuricea clavata
Lineage: Eukaryota; Metazoa; Cnidaria; Anthozoa; Malacalcyonacea; Plexauridae
Source: the annotation of a GenBank genome assembly